AUGAUCUGCCGGUUUGGUCCAACCGCCGUGUCGCGUUGCAGGACGUCUGUAACGGCGCUCGUCUUGGCUCCGACACAGUCAGCACUCCGGGAGUUUCAUAGCGUAUAUGGAAUCGCCGCCUCUCUUGCCAUGUGCACGGGGUGUGUUCUCUGCUUUGGGUCGUGGGCGAACAAGAUCUGUAACGUGAGAAAAUACGGUCGCUGGAGGUUUUGCAAUAGUCUUGAUGACGCCAUAAUGGUGUCGGAUUUUAAAACUGCUCAGUACAUUGGUGGCUUCAUUGAGUUUUUGUUACACUGGUUUAUAGUGGGUCCCAAGAAGUAUCGCUACGAUAGCAACUUGGCUGACGUGCCGGAUAAACAAGCGCUUUGGACCGUUCUAGACGAAGUGAAGAAGGUGUGGGGUUAG
This is a messenger RNA of Trypanosoma rangeli, 405 nucleotides long. RefSeq lists its product as uncharacterized. Lineage: Eukaryota; Euglenozoa; Kinetoplastea; Trypanosomatida; Trypanosomatidae. The record is from RefSeq and is a predicted model, not a curated record. The transcript has a single exon. The coding region runs from base 1 to 405 and encodes 134 amino acids.